Molecule: messenger RNA, 2451 nt
Organism: Uranotaenia lowii
Lineage: Eukaryota; Metazoa; Arthropoda; Insecta; Diptera; Culicidae
Exons: 2
Coding region: 1-2451 (816 amino acids)
Molecular function (GO): zinc ion binding; nucleic acid binding
Source: RefSeq, a predicted model, not a curated record
AUGACCAGCGAGCUGAAGGAUCUUAAGAAGCAGGAGAGGCAGAUCAAAUCAACGUUUGACAGUGUUAGGAAAUUUCUGGACCAGUUCAAGGCAGAAAAGCAUGCAGCUCAAGUUGCUACCCGUCUAGAAAUGCUCGAGGCUGCAAUGAAGAAAUUCUACACCGUGCAACGCAAAUUAGAAAUUGUGCAAGAGGAAGAAGAUGAGGAAACCAAAGAAACUCCAGAGCAGCGUAGCGAACGACAACAGAAACGUGAUGAUGCCAGUGCUGUGUUGAGCUGCUUUUUCGAAGACACCUACUGCGAACUCAAGGCUAGUUUGAAGGCACUUCUUCCUAUUGAAGCUGAUGUCAUCACACCUCCUCAACCCACUACUCUUCCCAGCAGCCUUCCGGGAACUAACUCUCGUGUAAAGCUGCCUGAGAUUAGACUGCCCAGCUUCGGAGGUUUCACCUGUGAGUGGGUUACGUUUCGGGAUACUUUCCGUAGCUUGAUCCACUUGAACGAUCAGUUAUCGACAAUGGACAAGUUCACGUAUCUCCGUUCAUCGUUAGUUGGAGAUGCCUUCCAGGAAAUGGGAUCGGUUGAUGUAACAGCAGCAAAUUAUUCCGUAGCGUGGGAUCUGCUCCAAAAACGCUACGAGAAUAAAAAAUUAAUAGUAAAGGCCCAUCUUGAUGCUUUGUUCAACAUCGAACCUAUAAAGCGGGAGAGCUUUGAGGCUUUGAGUCAGCUGAUCAGCGAAUACGAUCGCAACCUGCUGCAGCUUGCGAAGAUUGGUGAAGAGACCGAUAAUUGGAGUACUAUUUUAGCUUAUAUGGUGUGCUCAAGACUCGACUCCAGUACUUUGCGCCUUUGGGAGGCUCAUCAUGCAUCGAAAGAUGUCCCUACUUAUGAUGAUUUGAUGGAUUUCCUUCGGCAACAGUGCGCAGUUUUGCAAUCCAUUGCACCUGCCAAACCACAUUUGAACGAGCCUAAACAUCCCCGGUUUUCUGUCAGCCACACAACGGUCAAAUCACCCAGUCGUUGUCCAUUCUGCGGUAGUGAACCACAUUCGGCCUUCAAAUGUCAAAAAUUUCUGAAGAUGAAACUUCCAGAGCGGCAUGAGACGGUGAAACGACAUGGACUGUGCUUCAACUGCUUCUCUUCGUCGCACAUGCUUCGUGCCUGCACCCGUGGAAACUGCCGUCAGUGUCAACACAAGCACCAUACCCUGCUGCAUCCAGUGAGAGUGAACAGUGCGCCAGUUCCGUACAAUCCACAAGUGCCGAAUCGACCAUCAAAUCCCAUCAAUCAACAACAACAACAACCACAACCACAUGCCCAGAACACGACCACACCUACCCACCAGCGAAGUUCACAUUCAAGCUCGUACCCAGUAACACUGCAAAGCAACCCACUACACACCACAGACCCUUCCAUCGAUACACAUGCUUUACCUGUUAACACCUACCUACACUUCACUUCAUCAAGUUCUUCUUUCUACCGCCUUGCUUCUAGCUUCCUGACUGUUGCUGGCAUUGGUGGUUCGGUGGUUCAGUCCAACAAACUAGUCAAAGCUACUAUUCUGCCGAGAGAUCAUUGUAUUUCCUCCUACAUGGAGAUGAUUGAUCUUCAUGUUCUUCCGAAGCUCACUUCUACGCUUCCGACUCAAGCAGUAAGCCUGAAUCAGCUGAAAAUUCCGGCAGAUCUUACUUUGGCAGAUCCAGAUUUCCACCAGCCAGGACCGAUAGACCUCAUCAUUGGAGCGGAGCACUACUACGAUUUGCUUGAGGAUGGCCGUAGAAAACUGAACGAGAACGGCCCGACGAUGCAGAAAACUGUCUUCGGUUGGGUUAUUUCUGGCCGAGUACCCGAUAGCACCUCAGUUGGUCCACGAUCUGCUGCCUAUCCAUGCGCAAAUGUUGAGCUACGAGAUAUAGUAACAAGAUUUUGGGAAUUGGAAUCCUGCUUUUCCAAAAGCUUGUUGUCGGUGGAGGAAUCUGCUUGCGAGGAGUUCUACGACGAAACGACCUACCGAGAUGCAGAUCAACGCUACGUAGUUUCGUUGCCCAAGAAAGGCUACCUCAUCGACAAACUCGGAGACUCCAGAGCCACAGCACUUCGAAGGCUCGAAGGUCUUGAACGACGUUUAGCGAGAGAUUCAGCGUUGAAGCAGCAGUAUUUUGAGUUCAUCCAAGAAUACAUCGACAUGGGCCACAUGAUCGAGGUCAAGGAGGAGGCGAAUCAGCUGGCAUACUACAUGCCCCAUCAUCCUGUUCAGAAACCCGACAGCACCACCACCAAGUUGAGGGUAGUCUUCGAUGCUUCUUGUCGAACAACUUCGGGGGUUUCGCUCAACGAGCCACUUAUGGUUGGCCCAGUAGUGCAGGACGACCUGCUAUCUAUCUUCGGUUCCGGUUUCGCAAAAUCGCAAUUGUGGCAAAUAUUGCGAAAAUGUAUCGCAUGGUGCGCAUGA